Rotaria sp. Silwood1 is the source of this 420-nucleotide messenger RNA. The record is from the annotation of a GenBank genome assembly. NCBI's taxonomy places the organism in Eukaryota, Metazoa, Rotifera, Eurotatoria, Philodinida, Philodinidae.
AUGCCUUCUUGGUUACUUCUGUUCGCUUCAUGUGCUGCUCUUGUUGCAUUAUCUAUGCAAGAUUGUAAGCCUGGUGAAUAUGGUAUUAGGGAAUGUUCUCCGUGUCCAGAGGGCUAUUAUUGUCCGAAUGGUCGAUUUACUCUAUUUUGCCCUCCUGGAUUUUACAGUUCGAGUGAGGGUGCAGCUAAAUGUACAAAGUGUGAUUCGGGUACAUAUGCUCCACGUCGUGCUUCGGCCUAUUGUCAUUCUUGUCUGGCAGGUUAUUAUUGCGACGACCCAACAUCAACUCCUAAAAAAUGUCCGGCAAAUAGUUAUAGUAACGAUGGGGCUAUAUCAUGUCAAAAAUGUCAGGAUGGGUGGACAAGUCAAGAAGGUUCUUCUUCGUGUAUACCUCCUUCAUCAACAUCAUGCACUGGCUAA